Messenger RNA from Astyanax mexicanus (Mexican tetra), 9284 nucleotides. RefSeq names its product cAMP-specific 3',5'-cyclic phosphodiesterase 4C. Gene Ontology annotation, molecular function: 3',5'-cyclic-AMP phosphodiesterase activity. Gene Ontology annotation, cellular component: perinuclear region of cytoplasm; nucleus; cytosol. The coding region runs from base 623 to 2713 and encodes 696 amino acids. The record is from RefSeq and is a predicted model, not a curated record. The transcript has 16 exons. Gene Ontology annotation, biological process: signal transduction. Lineage: Eukaryota; Metazoa; Chordata; Actinopteri; Characiformes; Acestrorhamphidae.
CCCUAUACUCCAUCUAGAGUAGAACUCCUGGACAUAGUGAAGCUUCAAACAUAUACUCUCUUUUUCUCUCCCUCCCUCUGUCUCUCUCUCCCUCCCUCUCUCUCUCUCUCUCUCUCUCUCUCUCUCUCUCUCUCAGGCUGAGAGUAGGUUCAGUGUUUGGGAUCAGGGUGGAGAAGCCAGAGUGUUGGGUCGGAGCAUGUGACGGGACUAUGAGAGUUUAUCUAUACUGGAUUUUGUGUUUUCAUUCUUUCAUGGGAAAGGAAUUGACUAAUCUGAGGAAAUAGAACUGGACCUGGAACUGGUUUUGGAGGGGUACAAAAGUGAGACUCUCAGCUGGUUCUGGCCCAGCAUGUUGGAGCCUUUACGGCGAACUGACCUGUGUUGUUUCUGAGUGAAUGUAAUGUUUGAUCCAUUCACGGUCAGAUGGUAGGACUUUGGCAGCAGAUGGAGGCUUCUACCCAGUGCUGGACUUGUGCUUGACAUUGGGUUCAGCAUCAUGUGGAUUUGGAACAGUUGGGAGAAGUCAGUGGAGGCGAGGCUUUCAGCUGUGCUGGGUUUCUGAAGAACUACUUACCCAUUUUAAACUGGAACAUUUCAAACAGAAACGUAAACCUGCUCGACCAUGAACAAAGAUUCCCGCUUCCCCAGGAAGACCAGCGGCUACUCCACGCGAAGACACUCGUGCAUAGGCUUUGAUGCGGAGAAUGGUCUGUGUUUGGGCCGCAGCUCUAUGGAACCCCAGGGCGCUGGGGUGGUUCUGCAGGCCAGUGUUCCUCAUAACCAGCGGCGGGAAUCCUUCCUCUACCGUUCCGACUCGGACUUCGACCUGUCGCCCAAAGCCACGUCCCGGAACUCCUCCACCGCCAGCGAGCUGGAGGAGAGUCUGAAGCAUUGGGAGGUAAACUGGCUGAGCCGCCACGGAGAAGACAUGAUAGUGACCCCUUUCGCUCAGGUUCUGGCCAGUUUGAGGACGGUGAGGAACAACUUUGCCAUUCUGACCUGCCAGCAGGAUCGUGUGCCCAGCAAGAGAUCCUCCGGAACCCCAACCAUGUGCAAGACCAGUCUGCCAGAGGAGCCAGUGCCAAAGCUGGCGGUGGAGACACUGGAUGAGCUGGACUGGUGUCUGGAGCAGCUGGAGACCCUCAAAACCCGUAACUCCGUCAGUCAGAUGGCCUCAAACAAGUUUAAGAGGAUGCUGAGCCGGGAGCUCACCCAGCUGUCUGAAACCAGCAAGUCAGGAAACCAGGUGUCUGAGUACAUCUCCAGCACCUUCUUAGAAAAGCAGCAUGACCUGGAGCUCAUGUCCCUGCCGUCCAAAGAGAAGGAGAACAAGAAGAGGCCGAUGUCCCAAAUCUGUGGAUUAAAGAAACCCAAAUCCACACCUAACCGCAGCGUGUCUAUCCCACGCUUCGGCGUCAGCACUAACCAGGAGGAACUAUUGGCCAAGGAAUUAGAAGACAUUCAAAGAUGGGGUGUGGACAUUUUCAAGAUAUCCAAGUACUCUGGGAACCGACCAUUAACCGUCACAAUGUACAGCAUUUUUCAGGAAAGAGACCUGCUGAAGAUGUUUAAAAUUCCAGCUGACACCUUCAUCACGUUUAUGAUGGCACUGGAGGAGAACUACCGUUCUGAUGUUGCGUAUCACAACAGCAUCCAUGCAGCGGAUGUAGUCCAGUCCACAAACGUCCUGCUGUCCACUCCAGCACUAGAGGCUGUAUUCACUGAUCUGGAGAUCUUGGCUGCACUCUUUGCCAGCGCCAUCCAUGAUGUGGACCAUCCUGGAGUAUCUAAUCAGUUUCUAAUCAACACAAAUUCAGAGUUGGCUCUGAUGUACAAUGACGCAUCUGUGCUGGAGAAUCAUCACCUGGCUGUUGGCUUCAAACUCCUGCAGGAGGAAAACUGUGAUAUUUUCCAGAACCUGAGCAAGAAACAGAGACAGUCGCUGCGGAAAAUUGUGAUUGACAUGGUCUUGGCCACAGAUAUGUCCAAACACAUGAACCUGCUAGCAGAUCUGAAGACCAUGGUAGAAACCAAGAAGGUGACCAGUCUGGGGGUUCUCCUACUGGAUAAUUACUCAGAUCGCAUUCAGGUCCUCCAGAACAUGGUCCACUGUGCUGACCUCAGUAAUCCCACCAAGCCCCUGGAGCUGUACCGGCAGUGGACAGACCGCAUCAUGGUGGAGUUCUUCACCCAGGGAGACCGGGAGAGGGAGAGGGGGAUGGAGAUCAGCCCCAUGUGUGAUAAACACAACGCCUCCAUCGAGAAAUCACAGGUCGGGUUCAUCGACUACAUCGUUCACCCGCUGUGGGAGACGUGGGCAGACCUGGUCCACCCUGAUGCUCAGGACAUCCUGGACACUCUGGAAGACAACCGGGAGUUCUACCAGAGCCUGAUCCCCCACAGCCCGAGCGCCGUGCUGGAGGAGAAGAGCCUGGGCCGGGGGGCCAGCGGAGGGUCCGGCGUCGGGUCCGGCGGAGCUGCAGGAGAGAAGUUCCAGAUCGUCCUCACGCUGGAGGAGGAGGAGGGCGAGACGGACGCCGAGAGUCCGGAGGAGGAAGUGGAAAGUGGACACGGUUGGGUCAGGAAUGCUCCCGGCUGGAAGGCCGGUCAGCGCUCGGACAGGGAGGACGAGGACGGGGACGAGGACGAGGGCGGAGACGGAGAACUCCACCGGGGAGGGAGGAAUAUUCCACGUCAGCGGUCGGGAACGUAACGCUGGACGCCGUUUCUUAUUGCUGACAUUUUCUGUUGUUUGUCUUCCCACCCGUCUCCUGUCCACCGUCCCACACGUAUGCCAGGUUUACUGCCCCAUCCAGACUCACCAGCUCCUUCUGAUGACCACUGAAGAUCAUGAAGCUCUGUGAAUCAGCCAGGGGGGCUCUGUUACACCGAGACGCUGCAGAAGAGAAGGCCAUGUUGGUGUAAUCUCUUAAUGAGGACAAAGCUUAUAAUCUGAAAUCUGCAGGUUCUACUCGCGGUUUUAUUUAUUGAAUUUAUUUAUUUAUUUAUUUGUUUCGCUUAGAGCAUCUAUUUUCAAUGCCAAAUAUUUCCGUAACAUUUUUUAGAAACCUUUGAAUAGUUUUAAGUUAUUUCAUCCACUGAAAUAGCUUUUAAUAGAUGUAAAAGGUGUUAUUUUGUACAAAAGAUGUAUACUUUGGUAAAUCUAAAAUUUACAUAAAAUUACAUAAUUUUAUGUAGUUUAAAAAAAGUUUGUUUUUAACUUUUUUCUAAAGAUAAGAAAAACGUGAAUGAGACAAAAAAGGGGCUCCACCCAGCUACUUUAAGCCCCUUUAUGCCACACCUCCAAAUUCCUCUUGUUUAUUUGGCAAAAUUGCACCAGUAAUGUAAUGCUACACAAACACCGAACAUCACUGCAUGCUUGCCAUAUAGAAUCAUGACAACUACAGAUGUUUUUACACCUGGUUUGUUUGUGGAGAAAAAAUAAUCCAUCCUUGAUCCAACCCAGCUAUCAUAUAUAUACUCCUCAUGUUUGAGCUAAACAGCUGUUCAGGUGCAGUUUAGCUUGAUUUAUUACCCAGCUAGAGAUUACUACACCUAUUAACCAAUGCCAUAUUUCCUGCUGCUCCACGCUAAACUAACAUAACCUUCUUACUGUAUUUACUUUAUUAACCCCGCCCCAGACAGUUCUGACCAAUAAGAGGAAAAAUGUGUUCACGAUUUUUUAUGACACAUUUUGUUGCACUUGCAGAUGGUUUUACUUGUGUAAAACCAAACCAAAUCAAAGCAUAGGGGAAAACACUCCAAAAAAUCUGACCACAAAACUAACUACAGGUGUGAAAACUCCUCAAAGAGACAUAGCACUUAGAAGACCACACCCCCUUUAUGUUUACCGCAGAUUUCUUGGCCUUUUUCUCAUUACGAGAUGCAUUAACAUCUUAAAACUAAUUAUGAAAAAAGAAAAUAUCGGAUACGCGGCUCCGAGAGGUCCGAGGAUCGCUGGUUCGAAUCCCGGAUAAUGGUGCCUUCUCCAUCAGCAGCCGGAGUCCGAGACAGUACAACUGCUCUGCCAUGCUCUCCCUGGGUGGGUAGAUAGCUCUCUCUCGUCUUUUACCUGAUGUAUAAUAGCUGGGGGUCUGGCACUUUCCUCGAAGUGUGUUUUUUGAUGCUGCCUGGUGAUGCUGCAUUGAUUGGACACUGUUGGAAAAGAGGCGGAGUCUGACUUUGCAUUGCAGGGAUACAGGAGCUGCAAUGCAUGGACCUUCCAAAUUGGGAAGAAACAGGGAUAAAAUUAUAAAUAAAAUCAUAAAAAAAAUCGAAGACAUGUGGACUGAAGGCCUGGGUUCCAGCGUAGCAUUGGCGACGGGCUCCUCUCUUCGUUCUGAAGACCGAGACGUUUUUAAAAUCUAUUAGUUUGUCUUUGUUACACCUGUAACAUCUCGUUAAUGACAUUUUGACAAUGUUUUGACGUCGUUUCGCUCUGCAGAGGCUCGUGCAGCACAGAGAUCAGAACCGUCUGUACAGAAUCGGACUAGCGGACGUUUACCAGGACUCGUUUCUGAGGUACAGGAAGAAUGAAGUGUUUUUACGUGAUAUUAAUAUGCACUAGACAUUUAUUCCAGAAGACGACACACGACUGCUACUGCAACGUUUAACGGUGGUCUUCACUCGUGAGCAAAAGCUGAGAGAACCACCCUGAACGUCCCGUAAACACCUCAGGACACGCACCAGGACUCGGCCUCGGGCCGGUUCUUCUACACUGAACACUGAAUACUUCCUUUGCACUGCUGGGAUUGCACUGCAGGUUGUGGGACUUUUGCUUUUUUUUUUGUGUUUUUGUGUUUGUUUGUUUUUGGCGCCACCUAGUGCACAGCACCCACCAUUACCAGAACCUGAGCUGAUCCACCAGAGUUAGCCUGGGAUUGGACGGACUCUCAGAACCACUGCUGUAUUUUUUGGGUCAUUAUCAAAAUACUGUGGCUUUUGGUCCUUAAAAUGGUCUAAAAAAAAUUACAACUUAAAAUGUUUUUUUCUUUCUUUUUAUCUUUUUAUAUUUAUAAGAUUUCAAACUAUACAAAAAUCAUAUUUUCGAGCUAGAUUAAAAUUAUAUUUCCAUUAUUUAUUUCCUGUCAUGCAUGCGUCCAUCCUGUUACUUCAAAUUGCACAACAGGGUGGACCAUUUUAGCAACAAAUUGAUAUUUGGUGGAAGCUAAAUUUAUAAAAAUAAAUUGUUCAUGAUGACUUUAUUCUGUUUUAAAGAUACAUUUACUUGCUUAAAUUAUUUUAAAUAUUUUACCACAAUAGGGUGGACAGCUGUGGACAAGCUGCAUGACUGGGAUUCAAAUCAGCGAUCUACCGAUCAUAGUAGCAUAAUAGAGCUUUAAUCCAAAAGCUGGCUAUUUUUUUAGAACUUCUUUAUAGCUACAUGAAUUAUUUAAAUGCAUAAACUAUUAAAAUCAUUAUUAAAAACUUUUUAAAAUAACUGCAAACAUGUAGGUGAAAAGCCCACCCCUCACAUCAAAGAAAACUGUAUACACUGCAUAAACUGGAGGUUAUCAAAGUAUAAAUUUGUAUAUAGAGGUACAGAGAGGUCUAUAUUUGUACAUAUAUGCAUUUGUAUAAUGUAUUCAUUCAGACUAAAUCUAGAACAAGUUUUGGUACAUAGUGUUUGCGACACAAAAGACACAUUAUAUUGAUAUCGACCCAUUUUUAGCUCAGCUUUGUAGAUUUCAAUGCGCGCUGUGUUUUUAUUGUUGCUGCUGCAGGUUCUGUUGAUCGUAUUCUUUUCUGGUUCUGGUUCCAGUACCGUAGGUAUGUAGAACUUUCUGUGAAUGUGGUUCUGUUGAGAAAGGGCUGCAGUCGGACUCUAUUUGCACAGAAUCUAAAUAAACUAAAGUCUGACUAAAGUGCUUUUUAGCUUUUAGAACCUCAUCCAGAAUCGUAACGGUUACACUGCAAAAAAUUAAGUCUUAAAGAUGAAUCCUUCUAAAUCUAGUUUAAAAAAUCUGAAAGUUCUCAUUUUUGCAUUGUUUUUUGCAUUGUAUGAAAAUAUUUCUAACCUAUCCUUGUUUUAAGUGUUAAGUGUUUUAGUGUCUUAUUCCACUGAUACGGAUGUUUUUUUCUUUUUAUUUCUUAAAUUUAGGAACCAUUUGAGGCUCAACAUGAAAAUAGAAAAUGAUUUGUAAAAGUUCAUUAUUUCUUUUUUUUUUUUUUCAUUUGAUAAAGUAUAAAAGAAAUUGACUAAAAUGUUUUAGUUUUUAAUUUCUCCCCUUUUAAACUUAAAAAAUUACAAAAUAACAGAUUUUUCUCUCCUCCAAUCUGAUGUUAUAAUCCAGUCUAUUUAAAUCUAUUUAUGUUACAAGAUGCAAAAAUGGAAAUUUGGAGAAUUAAGUAAAAAUUCUUUUUAUUUCUAGAGUUUACUAAAACGUAUAAACUAAAAACUAAAAAAUGUCAAAAAAUCCAUUAAGUCUUUACUAUAGUAAAUGGCUAAAAAUAAAAUAAUGAAGUUUUACACUCAAUUUUCUAUUUUCCAAUUUAACCUCAAACAGAUAAAUGAACUGAUAAACGUUAUACUGACCCACAUUCAGUUUAAAAAAUGACUUAAAACAAGGAAAAAUACAUUACAACUAAUUUUAAAAGUCAAAUACUGUAAUAUUACUUGUGCAAUAAUCUCAAAAUGAGAAAUAUUAGAUGAUCAGACAUUAAGACGAUUUAGCCUUUAAUAAGAUAUCAUUUUUUGCUGUGUACAUGUUGUUGUUCUCCAGCGAUUGGCUUGUGUUUGUACUAAAACUAAAAGCACCUUCCAGAACCAUGUUUUAAUUUUCCUCUCAGUGAUUGAUCACUAUGAUCCCGCCCCCGUCUAACCCUCCCUCCCCCCCUCCCAUUUCCAUCUCACCCCAGGCGAGUUUCCAUUAGAGAGGACAGUACUGUUACAGAGCAGCGGUUCAGUUUAGUCUUUUAGAGAUGCUUUUAUCUAGAACCUUUUAAAACCUGUUCUAUACAGUACCAUCAAGGGCUUUGAUCAUCAUUACUUUUUUUAGUAAGUCGACUUAGUUUAGUUUACUGCAAUAAAACCCACUUUUGCUAUAGUGUACACAUUUAGCCUGCAACCAGGGUUCUAGAUAGCACCAUGAUAACUUGAAGAACCUUAAAUUAAAUAUUUAAAUGGUUCCUUAACUGGUUAAAGGUGCUCAGCAUGGUGUAAAACAUUCUUAUUGAUGGUACUACUUAGAAUCUUUUUAAAAAUGGUUCUAUACAUCACCAACAUUGAAAAGUUAUUUUGAUAUAGAACUGAAUAUAUCUAGAACUUUUUGCAGAUGGUUCUACAUAGUGCCAAAAAUGACUCCACCAACCACUUUUUCCUAAGAAUCUACAUAGCUACUUGCGUUCCUCUCUUACAAAGGGUUCUUUAUGGGUUAUUUAGUAAAUGCAGCUGUUCUAGAUAGAACCACAACACAUCAACUCUCCUUAAAUAGAAUGUUGAAAUAGUUCCUUGUCUGGUUCCACAGUUAUCCUGUUAAAUAAGGGUUGUUUAAUACACAUUAUGGUUCUGAAUAGAACCAUGUCAACUCACAUCAAAUAAUUUUCAGUAAAGAACCUUUUUUGUAAUUUGGUUAUUAAUUAAAUGGUUCUACGCAUUACAUUGGUGGAAACUUGUUGUAGAUGGUUCUGGAUAGCCCCAAUAAAGAAAUUCACUAUAAUCACUAUUAAUCACUCGAAUGCAGGUCUUUGUCUUUAUUUAGUUCUAUUAUUUUCAGAUUCUUCCAAGCAAAGUUCUUUACUGACAGAACCGUAAUUAUUAGAACUUCUUUUAAAUAAAGGUCUUAUUUUAGACAUUUUUAAACACCAAUAUUAGAAUUAUUUUGAUUUGCUUUAUGUGCUGGUACUAGAAUUUAAUUUGAGUUAAAAUUUGAUUUGAUUUUAAGCCACAGCAUAUCUAGAACCUAAUUCAUUCUUCUCCCACUCUUGUGCCUACUCUAAAGACAGUAACUCUAAAACUCUGUAUACACUAAAAUAGAAACUCUGCAGUGACUACAUUGCAACUCUGAUGAAACUCUACUGAAAUUCUACUGAAUGUCUCCUGCAACUCUACUGUAACUCUAAUGAAGCUACUGUAACUGUUGCACUACUGAAAUUCUACAGUAACGCUACCAGAACUAGUGAAACUCUGACACACAUUUGUAACGAUCCUAAACUCUAACCAUAACCCCACAAUAACUCUGCAGUACAAAGAACAAGAAACUCUACUCUAACUCAAAACCUACCUUCUACCUCAUUUCUACUAAAAUAAAUUCAUCUACUGAACCUACUGAAAUUAUUUAAAGCUUCAGUAGAAUUUAAAUAUGAAUUUCAGUAGUUCUACUGAAGCUCUAAAUCAUUAAUUUACUUAAUUUUUACCGUAAUUCUACUGAAUAUCUAGUUAAAUCGACUUAACCCAAUGAAACUCUACUGAAACUUUAACUUUAACUCUACUUUAACUCUACUCAAACUCUACUUGCUAUAACUGUACUGUACCACUGUAUUGUACCUUCACCAUAUUCCUGGUUCAUUUGUUCUGAAAUUCUACUGUAACUCUACUGUUUCUCUACUGUAACUCUACUAUACUCUACAGUUACUCAACUGUUACUCUACUGUUACUCUACCCUAACUCUACUGUUUUUGACUGUAACACUACUGUUUCUGUACUGUAACUCUACUGUUAUUCUACUGUAACACUUCUGUUACUCUACUGUAACUCUACUGAAACUUGACUUUUUACACUACUGUUACUCUACUGUAACUCCACAGUUACUCUACUGUAACGAUACUGUAACUCAACUGUAACACCACUGUUACUCUACUGUAACUCUACUGUUACUCUUCUGUAACACUACUGUUACUCUACUGUAACUCCACUGUUAUUCUACUGUAACGAUACUGCAACUCUACUGAAACUCAACUGUAACACCACUGUUACUCUACUGUAACUCUACUGUAACUCUACUGAUUGUAAGUUGCAAGUGCAAAUGAAUAAGGAGGGCUUCACUAUCCUGAGAAACAGACCUAAUAUUUUUUUACUCACCUGUUUUUGUUUUGUUGUUGUUUAUUUGUUUGUUUGUCUGUGUCACUAUUGGAGAUGGAACCAGUAAGAGACGAGGGAAUCUGUAUGAACUGGUUUUGGAUCUUUUCCAGUUCCUCCUGUACUGAGUUUACCCUGAACACUUUCCAAACUUGUGUACCAAACUGUUUUCCAAUUCUAGAUGCAAAUAAAGCACAAAGCUGUUUUACUGUCUGUGUUUUAAAGAAGAAUAUUAAAAACCCAUAUUUUCAUCCCCUUUCCUUUAUAA